GAAAAAGAAAAAACAAACAACUUAAAGGUAUUGUUCUUCUUACAAAGGUUACUUGCAAGUUGCAAGUAACAAAACAAUAGCCGUAGAUCAACAUAGAAAAGAGAUCAACGGUGUCAAUCAAUCCGUUUUUCAUUCAUCUCUCACUCUUUCUUUUCCCUAUUAAAACCACAUUGAAACCAAAACACUCUUUCAUCUUCUUCUUCCAAACAUCAAACCCAAAAUGGAAAAACAAACCAAACCCGAAACACAACAAUGGAGACCCGACCCAUUUCACUCCAACAACAACAACACAACCAUCAUACUCAAACCACCUGAAACAUCAUCUCUUGGCCCAAUGGAAUUCUUGUCUCGUUCAUGGAGUGCUUCUGCCAUGGAAGUUUCCAAAGCUCUGUCUCCAGCUCAACUUCCUCCUUCAAAUGCUGCUAUACUUGAAGAUUUAGCUGGUGAAAUUGAUGAGUCUAAUGUUACUUUUUCUGGCAACCCUUUUUCUUUUGCUUCUUCUCAAACUUCUCAAAUGGUUUUGGAUCGUAUCAUGUCACACUCGCAGGAGGUAUCUCCAAGAACAUCAGGAAGACUAUCACAUAGCAGUGGACCUCUUAAUGGCUCUCUAACAGAUAGCCCACCAGUUUCACCUUCAGAAAUGGAUGAUUUCAAGUAUAACCGUUCCAGCAACAAUCACAUCAACAACAGCAUCAUUGCCGGCUUGAAUAACCAAUAUAGAGUUUCUGCCACUGGUGGAGGUGGCGGCGGUGGUGGAAAGACGGUUGGGAGGUGGCUGAAGGAGAGGAAGGAAAAGAAGAAGGAGGAAACGAGGGCACACAAUGCUCAGCUACAUGCCGCUGUUUCGGUUGCUGGUGUUGCUGCUGCUGUUGCCGCCAUUGCAGCCGCAACUGCUGCCUCGUCAGGUGCUCGCAAAGAUGAGCAGAUGGCCAAGACCGACAUGGCGGUUGCGUCUGCUGCAACGCUGGUGGCGGCUCAGUGUGUCGAGGCUGCAGAGGCUAUGGGGGCUGAACGCGAUCACCUCGCCUCGGUGGUUAGCUCUGCUGUCAAUGUGAGGUCUGCUGGCGAUAUCACGACACUGACAGCAGCUGCUGCGACAGCUUUGCGUGGGGCUGCUACAUUGAAAGCAAGGGCCCUUAAAGAAGUUUGGAAUAUUGCAGCUGUAAUUCCUGUGGAGAAGAAUUUGGUAGGUAAUGGUAAUGGUGGUGGGGGUGGUGGCAGUAAUGGCAGCUCUAAUAGUAGCUUCAGUGGUGAACUUGCAACUGAAGAUAACUUCUUAGGCAUUUGCAGUAGAGAAUUGCUUGCUAGAGGCUGUGAGCUUCUCAAACGCACUCGCACAGGUGAACUCCAUUGGAAAAUUGUGUCAGUUUAUAUAAACAGAAUGAACCAGGUUAUGCUCAAGAUGAAGAGUAGACAUGUUGCUGGGACCAUCACAAAAAAGAAAAAGAAUGUUGUGAUUGGAGUUAUCAAAGAUAUGUCGGCUUGGCCAGGCCGUCAUUUGCUAGAAGGCGGCGAGAACCGUCGUUACUUUGGUUUGAAAACGAUAACUCGCGGCGUUGUUGAGUUUGAGUGCAGAAACCAAAGAGAGUAUGAUGUUUGGACUCAAGGUGUUUCAAGGCUUCUAUCUAUUGCUGCUGAAAGGAACAACAAAAAUAGAACAUGUUAAUUAACUAUGAACAUGCUAUAGGAUCUCUAUGUUUUGUUUUUUUUUUUUUUGAAAACUCGGUAUCCGGCUUAAAGAGCGACUAUUCCGAGGAAAACAAUUUCAAAUAUUUUAUGUUAACUAUGAACAUGGUAUAGAUCUUUUGAUGUAUGGUGGUGUUUUGAUCCA
Molecule: messenger RNA, 1831 nt
Organism: Trifolium pratense (red clover)
Lineage: Eukaryota; Viridiplantae; Streptophyta; Magnoliopsida; Fabales; Fabaceae
Product: VAN3-binding protein-like
Exons: 7
Coding region: 221-1666 (481 amino acids)
Biological process (GO): auxin-activated signaling pathway; phloem or xylem histogenesis; leaf vascular tissue pattern formation
Source: RefSeq, a predicted model, not a curated record